AACAAUUACAACAAUAUACUGUGUAUUCUUAAUUCUCUUUGUGUUGAGGGAUUUAGUACCUUGAAAUGUAAAAGCAGUGUUUUUGAAUAUACGUUGAAUAUCAAUUUAAAGAGGCUUCUUAAGGGUUUUUCUUAAAAUCUUGGAUUUUAAAAGUGAUUUGUUUAAAGAUGUAUGGACAUUAACAUUACAUAAAAGGUGAAUAUUCCUGAUCUUUCUUUGAUAGACCCACUGCUGGUUUCUAACAUAUGUAUUUCUGACUUCUUCAUACCUUGUCUGAACAGUUGGCUGAUUUGACUAUCUAAAGCAGUCUAUUCCAUUUCAGACUUCAUUCAUUUUGGGUCUCUAUUUCUUCCUUUGGUUUCACUUUAUGUAGGGCAUGGUCUGUUUGAACUUGUAAACAGGGAAGUCGAAUCUUCCUGCUUUCUAGAGGCAGCAUAUUGUAAAAAUUAAAUUAUGGACUCUGGAGCUAGAUGGCUUGUGUUAAGAUCCUUGCUCUAUCACUUAGUAGUGGUGUGGACUUAGACGAGUUACUUAACCUGUCUGUACCUCAUUUUCCUUGUUUAUAAAGUGAGUGAAUUGUGUAAGUAUUAAAGGACUUAAUUGGAAGCAUGAUUCGAAUAGUACCUAGCAUGUGGUAGGUGCUGUGUGUUUGCUGUUAUCAUUUCUGCUUCUGUUUCAGCAUUAGCGCUGAUCUCCUUCUUAUCAUAUCCAUGGCUCAUCUCUUUUCUGCCUCUCUGAUUCCUUAUUGUCACUGCUUAGCAUGAAUUGUCCAGACAAAAAAAAAAAAAGAAAAAGAAAAAAGAAAAUCCCUCAGAACUUGGCAUUCUUCUGACAUGUUGGAUCUUGUUUAAGUCAUGCCAGUUGGCCAUGACCCACUGUUAUCACUCAGAGUUCCAUUUUAAUUGCUGUUAAUCAUUUUAGAGAAGAACACUGAACUUUGAAAAAAAUGUUAGAAGCCAUUGACAAAAAUCGGGCCCUGCAGGCAGCAGAGCGCUUGCAAACCAAGCUGCGAGAACGUGGGGAUGUAGCAAAUGAAGACAAACUGAGCCUUCUGAAGUCAGUCCUGCAGAGCCCUCUCUUCAGUCAGAUUCUGAGCCUUCAGACUUCUGUACAGCAGCUGAAAGACCAGGUAAAUAUUGCAACUUCAGCAACUUCAAAUAUUGAAUAUGCCCACAUUCCUCAUCUCAGCCCAGCUGUGAUUCCUACUCUGCAAAAUGAAUCGUUUUUAUUAUCCCCAAACAAUGGGAAUCUGGAAGCACUUACAGGAUCUGGUAUUCCACACAUUAAUGGGAAACCUGCUUGUGAUGAAUUUGAUCAGCUUAUCAAAAAUAUGGCCCAGGGUCGCCAUGUAGAAGUUUUUGAGCUCCUCAAACCUCCAUCUGGAGGCCUUGGGUUUAGUGUUGUGGGACUAAGAAGUGAAAACAGAGGAGAGCUGGGAAUAUUUGUACAAGAGAUACAAGAGGGCAGUGUGGCUCAUAGAGAUGGAAGAUUGAAAGAAACUGAUCAAAUUCUUGCUAUCAAUGGACAGGCUCUUGAUCAGACAAUUACACAUCAGCAGGCUGUCAGCAUCCUGCAGAAAGCCAAGGAUACUGUCCAGCUAGUUAUCGCCAGAGGCUCUUUGCCUCAGCUCGUCAGCCCCAUAGUUUCCCGUUCUCCAUCUGCAGCCAGCACCAUUUCAGCUCACUCUAAUCCAGUUCACUGGCAACACGUGGAAACUAUUGAAUUGGUGAAUGAUGGAUCUGGUUUGGGAUUUGGCAUCAUAGGAGGAAAAGCAACUGGUGUGAUAGUAAAAACCAUUCUGCCUGGAGGAGUAGCUGAUCAGCAUGGGCGUUUAUGCAGUGGAGACCACAUUCUAAAGAUUGGUGACACAGAUCUAGCAGGAAUGAGCAGUGAGCAAGUAGCACAAGUCCUUAGGCAAUGUGGAAAUAGAGUUAAGUUGAUGAUUGCAAGAGGUGCCAUAGAAGAACAUACAGCACCCACUGCUUUGGGCAUCACCCUCUCCUCAUCCCCAACUUCAAUGCCAGAGUUGCGGGUUGAUGCUUCUACUCAGAAAGGUGAAGAAAGUGAGACAUUUGAUGUAGAACUCACUAAAAAUGUCCAAGGAUUAGGAAUUACCAUUGCUGGUUACAUUGGAGAUAAAAAAUUGGAACCUUCAGGAAUCUUUGUAAAGAGCAUUACAAAAAGCAGUGCUGUUGAGCAUGAUGGCAGAAUCCAAAUUGGAGACCAAAUUAUAGCAGUAGAUGGCACAAAUCUUCAGGGUUUUACUAAUCAACAAGCAGUAGAGGUAUUGCGACACACAGGACAAACGGUGCUCCUGACACUAAUGAGGAGAGGAAUGAAGCAGGAAGCCGAGCUCAUGUCAAGGGAAGACGUCACAAAAGAUGCAGAUUUGUCCCCUGUUAAUGCCAGCAUAAUCAAAGAAAAUUAUGAAAAAGAUGAGGAUUCUUUAUCUUCGAGGAGAAACACCAACAUAUUACCAAUUGAAGAAGAAGGGUAUCCAUUACUGUCAGCUGAGAUAGAAGAAAUAGAAGAUGCACGAAAACAAGAAGCUGUCCUGCUGACAAAGUGGCAAAGGAUUAUGGGGAUUAACUAUGAAAUAGUGGUGGCCCACGUGAGCAAGUUUAGUGAGAACAGUGGAUUGGGGAUAAGCCUGGAAGCAACAGUGGGACAUCAUUUUAUCCGAUCUGUUCUGCCAGAGGGUCCUGUUGGACACAGCGGGAAGCUUUUCAGUGGAGACGAGCUAUUGGAAGUAAAUGGCAUAACUUUACUUGGGGAAAAUCACCAAGACGUGGUGAAUAUCUUAAAAGAAUUGCCUAUAGAAGUGACAAUGGUGUGCUGUCGUCGAACUGUGCCACCCACCACCCAAUCAGAAUUGGAUAGCCUGGACUUAUGUGAUAUUGAGCUAACAGAAAAGUAUUUCUAUGAAGUAGAUGCUCCUAUUCAUCUCCAUUUGCAGAAGAGAAAACUGAAGUAUAUAAAUAGUGUGUACAUACCUCACAUAGAUCUAGGUGAGUUCAUCGGGUCAUCAGAGACAGAGGAUCCAGUGCUGGCGAUGACUGAUGCGGGUCAGAGUACAGAGGAGGUUCAAGCACCUUUGGCCAUGUGGGAGGCUGGCAUUCAGCACAUAGAGCUGGAGAAAGGGAGCAAAGGACUUGGUUUUAGCAUUUUAGAUUAUCAGGAUCCAAUUGAUCCAGCAAGCACUGUGAUUAUAAUUCGUUCUUUGGUGCCUGGCGGCAUUGCUGAAAAGGAUGGACGACUUCUUCCUGGUGACCGACUCAUGUUUGUAAAUGAUGUUAACUUGGAAAAUAGCAGUCUUGAGGAAGCUGUAGAAGCACUGAAGGGAGCAUCAUCAGGAACUGUGAGAAUAGGAGUUGCUAAGCCUUUACCCCUUUCACCAGAAGAAGGUUAUGUUUCUGCUAAGGAGGAUUCGUUUCUCUACCCACCACACUCCUGUGAGGAAGAAGGGCUCGCUGACAAACCCCUCUUUAGGGCUGACUUGGCUCUGGUGGACACAAAUGAUGCUGACUUAGUAGAUGAAUCCACAUUCGAGUCUCAAUACUCUCCUGAUAAUGACAGCAUCUACUCUACUCAAACCUCUAUUUUAUCUCUUCAUGGCAGUUCUUGUGGUGAUGGCCUGAACUAUGGUUCUUCCCUUCCAUCGUCUUCUCCUAAGGUGCACCUGUUAUCCUUGCAAAUGAUGCUGGGCAAUCUCCUUCAAUUGGUUUGCAAGGAUGUUAUUGAAAAUUCUUGUGAUCCACUACUUGAUCUGCAUAUGUCUUUGGAGGAACUAUAUACCCAGAAUCUCCUGCAAAGACAGGAUGAGAAUACACCUUUGGUAGACAUAAGUAUGGGGUCUGCUUCUGGCUUUACUAUAAAUGACUACACACCUGCAAAUGCUAUUGAACAGCAAUAUGAAUGUGAAAACACAGUAGUGUGGACUGAAUCUCAUUUACCAAGUGAAGUUAUAUCAAGUGCAGAACUUCCUUCUGUGCUACCCGAUUCAGCUGGAAAGAGCUCUGAGUACCUGCUUGAACAGAGCUCCCUGGCCUCUAAUGCUGAGUGUAUCAUGCUUCAAAAUGUAUCUAAAGAAUCUUUUGAAAGGACUAUUAAUAUAGCAAAAGGCAAUUCUAGCCUAGGAAUGACAGUUAGUGCUAAUAAAGAUGGCUUGGGGAUGAUUGUUCGAAGCAUUAUUCAUGGAGGUGCCAUUAGUCGAGAUGGCCGGAUUGCCGUUGGGGACUGCAUCUUGUCCAUUAAUGAAGAGUCUACCAUCAGUGUAACCAAUGCCCAGGCACGAGCUAUGUUGAGAAGACAUUCUCUCAUUGGCCCUGACAUAAAAAUUACUUAUGUGCCUGCAGAACAUUUGGAAGAGUUCAAAAUAAGCUUGGGACAACAAUCUGGAAAAAUAAUGGCAUUGGAUAUUUUUUCUUCAUACACUGGCAGAGACAUUCCAGAAUUACCAGAGCGAGAAGAGGGAGAGGGCGAAGAAAGUGAACUUCAAAACACAGCAUAUAGCAAUUGGAAUCAGCCCAGGCGGGUGGAACUCUGGAGAGAACCAAGCAAAUCCUUAGGCAUCAGUAUUGUUGGUGGACGAGGGAUGGGGAGUCGUCUAAGCAACGGAGAAGUGAUGAGGGGCAUUUUCAUCAAACAUGUUCUGGAAGAUAGUCCAGCUGGCAAAAAUGGAACCUUGAAACCUGGAGAUAGAAUCGUAGAGGUGGAUGGAAUGGACCUCAGAGAUGCAAGCCAUGAACAAGCUGUGGAAGCCAUUCGGAAAGCAGGCAACCCUGUAGUCUUUAUGGUACAGAGCGUUAUAAACAGACCAAGGAAAUCCCCUUUGCCUUCCUUGCCGCACAACCUUUACCCUAAGUACAACUUCAGCAGCACUAACCCAUUUGCUGACUCUCUACAAAUCAACGCCGACAAGGCACCCAGUCAGUCAGAGUCAGAGCCAGAGAAGGCUCCAUUGUGCAGUGUGCCCCCACCCCCUCCUUCAGCCUUUGCAGAAAUGGGUAGUGAUCACACACAGUCAUCUGCAAGCAAAACCUCACAAGAUGUGGACAAAGAGGAUGAGUUUGGUUACAGCUGGAAAAAUAUCAGAGAGCGUUAUGGAACCCUAACAGGUGAGCUGCAUAUGAUUGAACUGGAGAAAGGUCAUAGUGGUUUGGGCCUAAGUCUUGCUGGGAACAAAGACCGAUCCAGGAUGAGUGUCUUCAUAGUGGGGAUUGAUCCAAAUGGAGCUGCAGGAAAAGAUGGUCGAUUACAAAUUGCAGAUGAGCUUCUAGAGAUCAAUGGUCAGAUUUUAUAUGGAAGAAGUCAUCAGAAUGCCUCAUCAAUCAUUAAAUGUGCCCCUUCUAAAGUGAAAAUAAUUUUUAUCAGAAAUAAAGAUGCAGUGAAUCAGAUGGCCGUAUGUCCUGGAAAUGCAGUAGAACCUUUGCCUUCUACCUCAGAAAAUCUUCAAAAUAAGGAGACAGAGCCAACUGUUACUACUUCUGAUGCAGCUGUGGACCUCAGUUCAUUUAAAAAUGUGCAACAUCUGGAGCUUCCUAAGGAUCAGGGGGGUUUGGGUAUUGCUAUCAGCGAAGAAGAUACACUCCGUGGAGUCAUCAUAAAGAGUUUAACAGAGCAUGGGGUAGCAGCCACGGAUGGACGACUCAAAGUCGGAGAUCAGAUAUUGGCUGUAGAUGAUGAAAUUGUUGUUGGUUACCCUGUUGAAAAGUUUAUUAGCCUUCUGAAGACAACAAAGACGACAGUAAAACUUACCAUCCAUGCUGAGAAUCCAGAUUCCCAGGCUGUUCCUUCAGCAGCUGGUGCAGCCAGUGGAGAAAAAAAGAACAGCUCCCAGUCUCUGAUGGUCCCACAGUCUGGCUCCCCGGAACCAGAGUCUAUCCGAAAUACAAGCAGAUCAUCAACACCGGCAAUUUUUGCUUCUGAUCCUGCAACCUGCCCCAUUAUCCCUGGCUGUGAAACAACCAUCGAGAUUUCCAAAGGGCGAACAGGGCUGGGCCUGAGCAUCGUUGGGGGUUCAGACACACUGCUGGGUGCCAUUAUUAUCCAUGAAGUUUAUGAAGAAGGAGCAGCAUGUAAAGAUGGAAGACUCUGGGCUGGAGAUCAGAUCUUAGAGGUGAAUGGAAUUGACUUGAGAAAGGCCACACAUGAUGAAGCAAUCAAUGUCCUGAGACAGACGCCACAGAGAGUGCGCCUGACACUCUACAGAGAUGAGGCCCCAUACAAAGAGGAGGAAGUGUGUGACACCCUCACUAUUGAGCUGCAGAAGAAGCCGGGAAAAGGCCUAGGAUUAAGUAUUGUUGGUAAAAGAAACGAUACUGGAGUAUUUGUGUCAGACAUUGUCAAAGGAGGAAUUGCAGAUGCCGAUGGAAGACUGAUGCAGGGAGACCAGAUAUUAAUGGUGAAUGGGGAAGAUGUUCGUAAUGCCACCCAGGAAGCGGUUGCCGCUUUGCUAAAGUGUUCCCUAGGCACAGUAACCUUGGAAGUUGGAAGAAUCAAAGCUGGUCCAUUCCAUUCAGAAAGGAGGCCUUCUCAAAGCAGCCAGGUGAGUGAAGGCAGCCUGUCAUCUUUCACUUUUCCACUCUCUGGAUCCAGUACGUCGGAGUCACUGGAAAGUAGCUCAAAGAAGAAUGCAUUGGCAUCUGAAAUACAGGGAUUAAGAACAGUUGAAAUAAAAAAGGGCCCUACUGACUCACUGGGUAUCAGCAUCGCUGGAGGAGUGGGCAGCCCACUUGGUGAUGUGCCUAUAUUUAUUGCAAUGAUGCACCCAACUGGAGUUGCAGCACAGACCCAAAAACUCAGAGUUGGGGAUAGGAUUGUCACUAUCUGUGGCACAUCCACUGAGGGCAUGACUCACACCCAAGCAGUUAACCUACUGAAAAAUGCAUCUGGCUCCAUUGAAAUGCAGGUGGUUGCUGGAGGAGAUGUGAGUGUGGUCACAGGUCAUCAGCAGGAGCCUGCAAGUUCCAGUCUUUCUUUCACUGGGCUGACGUCAAGCAGUAUAUUUCAGGAUGAUUUAGGACCUCCUCAAUGUAAGUCUAUUACACUAGAGCGAGGACCAGAUGGCUUAGGCUUCAGUAUAGUUGGAGGAUAUGGCAGCCCUCAUGGAGACUUACCCAUUUAUGUUAAAACAGUGUUUGCAAAGGGAGCAGCCUCUGAAGAUGGACGUCUGAAAAGGGGCGAUCAGAUCAUUGCUGUCAAUGGGCAGAGUCUAGAAGGAGUCACCCAUGAAGAAGCUGUUGCCAUCCUUAAACGGACAAAAGGCACUGUCACUUUGAUGGUUCUGUCUUGAAUUGGCUGCCAGAAUUGAUCCAACCCCACCCCUAGCUCACCUCCUACUGUGAGGAGAAUGGGCUGGUCCUGACUUCUUUUAUGCCGUGUUCAGCGGGUCUUCAAAACUAUAGGGGGGAAAUAACACUUAAGUUUGUUUUUCUCAUAUAGAAAUGCUUUCCUUACUGACAACCUCGCAUCAUUUUUCUUUUCUUCUUGCAUUUUGUGAACUUAAAGUCAAAGAGAAGGAAUAUUUGUGUAGGUGAAUCUGGUUUUAUUUGUGAAUAUAUCUAAUGUUUUAUAGUCACAUGGGCAAGAAUUAUUACAUGCUAAUCUAGUUAGUAUAAAGAAAGAUAAUUCUAAAGCUAACCAAAAAAAAAAUGGAUUCAGUAAAUUAGGAUGAAAAAUGAAAAUAUAAAAUAAAGAAGAAAGUCUUGGGGAGUUUUAAAAAAAUGCCUCAAUUUGGCAGUCUACCUCCUCUCCCCACCCCAAACUAAAAAAAGAAAAAAAAGUUUUCUAUUGAAAAUCUUUAAAAAUACUGUCAGUAUUUUAAAAUUUUCAACACAGUAUAAUAAAAACAUUGCAUCUCCCCACCUCUUACAUGCAUAUGUAUUUUUCCUGCUAAAAUUGGUUUCUAUAAUUGAGUAAAUAGCAAAUAUAUGAAGCAAUGUCCCUAAAUUUUAUAAAGAAAUUAUAUUUAAUGCACAUCUCAAUUUUCAUUUUUAUUUUUGACCUUUUAUAAAAUAUUUUCAUGUGGCUAUAAGUAAAUGAUGAUGCCACCCCAUGUUGACUAUGGUUUUUCUAGAAAGCAACUAUGCUGCUAAUCAUAGAGGAACAUAGAAGGGUCCCAGAAUCUUUAGUGCUGGUUUUAACAACUGAUGCAACAUUAAAAAUGUGUUAGUGUGCUGUGCAAUUGGUUUUCAAUUCAUAUUAAUCUUAAUGAUAGAAAACAAUGUGUUAGUAAUUAUUUUGGUUGUUUGCCAUUAGUAAAUUGAUAGAAAAAUUAAGGCGAUUAACGUAACUUCAUUUCAUUGCCUUAUAUUAACAUCUUAUAAUACAAUAGUUUAAGACUAAG
Molecule: messenger RNA, 8347 nt
Organism: Chlorocebus sabaeus (green monkey)
Lineage: Eukaryota; Metazoa; Chordata; Mammalia; Primates; Cercopithecidae
Source: RefSeq, a predicted model, not a curated record